AGAUGCUCCUGAUGCCGGAUGCGGGCGUCCGCACGGGCGGGCCCGGAUGGAUGCGCUGCUGCAGCCGCCGCCGCCGCCACUGACCCAGAUAACCCGCUGCGCUCCGGGGAUGUAACGUCCAUCUCUGACGAGGCAGCAAUCAGGAGUAAAGCUGAAGGACGGACGGACGGACGGACGGACGGACGGUCGGUCGGAGGGAAGGAAGGAAGAAAAGGGAAGGGAAGCGGGCCGACCCGUGGCGGAGGCUCUGGCAGACGGUGACGCUGCGACAGAACUUCUCCGGCCGACCGGGAUGGAGGAGAGCGCGCCAAGCCUCCUGCAGAACCAGGACUCAUCGGAGGGCCCCAAGGUGGACCCACUGGACCUGAUGAAAGCAUAUAAGGACAAACUCUUGGAGGAGAUGUGGAAGCAGCAGGACAGCCUGGAGGCUCCGGCGCCUUCACAAACAUCGCCGCAGGCUCCGGACGAGGACUCCGACGAAGGCGCUUCCGUGCUCCGGCGCCUCAGAGCUCUGGAGGCCGAGAACUCGGCUCUCUCCUUGGAAAACCGCAACCAGAGGAAGCAGUACGAACGUUGCCUAGAUGAGGUGGCCAACCAGGUGGUCCAGGCUCUCCUCGCUCAAAAGGACUUGAAAGAGGAAUGCGUCAAGCUGCGUACGCGUGUCUUUGACUUGGAGCAGCAGAACCGCCUCCUGAGCGUCUGCUUCCAACAGCGAGUCGGCACCGCGCCGAGUCCACCGCCGCCGCCGCUGUCCAGGAAAUCCAAAGGAAUGGAAACGUGUCGAUUGGCGCGGGGAGGUGGCCAUGUCUCUUGAGUCUAACGUGCCCACGUGGCAGCAGAGGCGGCGGCCGUCUGCCGUCGUCCGGUGCCGGAUCGCGCACGUGGGCGGAGGGGCGGGGCCCGUCCAAACAACAGCGCGCCGCCGGCUGGGACCCCGGGACCAGCGCCGGCCCCCUUGGCGCUCGUCCGGCAGACCUCCAGUGUCUUCGGAGCAGCGUCUCAAAGGAGAACUGCACGACUGCGUCCGACGAGGGCAUCUCCUUGC
This is a messenger RNA of Syngnathus acus (greater pipefish), 1045 nucleotides long. RefSeq names its product nck-associated protein 5-like. The record is from RefSeq and is a predicted model, not a curated record. The transcript is spliced from 9 exons. Gene Ontology annotation, cellular component: microtubule plus-end. The coding region runs from base 293 to 814 and encodes 173 amino acids. Gene Ontology annotation, biological process: microtubule bundle formation; microtubule depolymerization. NCBI's taxonomy places the organism in Eukaryota, Metazoa, Chordata, Actinopteri, Syngnathiformes, Syngnathidae.